CGCUCCGCGCCCCGCGGACACGGACACGGACACGGACACGGACACGGACACGGACACGGACACGGACACGGACCGGGACCGGGACCGGGACCGGGACCGGACCGCGCACACGGACCGCGCACACGGGCCGGGACCGCCCCGCCGGCCGCCGCUCCGGGGGGACGCCCGCAGCCCGCCGGCAUGGAGCCGUAGAGGGGAGCUGCUGUGGAGCUGCCACAGAAAGUGAAAGAUGAAGCCUCUUGUUUUCUUGGUUCUUGUGAUCUGUACUGUAGUCAGCAUGAAUUUGAAGCUCGUGUCAAAGAGAAAUUCUGUUGAUGGUUGCAUUGACUGGUCAGUGGAUCUCAAGACAUACAUGGCUUUGGCAGGUGAACCAGUCCGAGUGAAAUGUGCCCUUUUCUACAGCUAUAUCAGAACUAAUUAUAGCAUGGCCCAAAGCACAGGUCUUAGGCUUAUGUGGUACAAAAACAAAGGAGAUUUAGAAGAACCCAUUAUAUUUUCCGAAGUUAGGAUGAGCAAGGAUGAAGAUUCCAUAUGGUUUCACUCGGUUAAGCUGCAAGACAGUGGUUUCUACACAUGUGUUCUAAGAAACUCGACGUAUUGCAUGAAGGUGUCCAUGUCCUUGACGGUAGCUGAGAAUGAAUCUGGGCUUUGCUACAACAGCAAGAUCAGAUACCUGGAAAAAUCAGAAGUCACUAAGAGAAAGACAAUCUCCUGUCCUGAUAUUGAGGAUUACAAAACAGCCAGUCAAGAGCCAGAUGUGGUGUGGUACAAGGAAUGUGAGCCAAAAAUGUGGAGAAGCGUUGUAAUUCAGAAGGGAAAUACUCUCUUAAUUCAAGAGGUCCAGGAAGAAGAUGGAGGAAAUUAUACCUGUGAACUAAAAUUUGAAGGCAAGCUUAUACGAAGGACAGUUGAAUUGAAGGUUACUGCUUUACUCACAGACAAACCUCCAAAGCCAUUGUUCCCCAUGGAGAACCAGCCAACUGUUAUAGAUGUCCAGCUGGGAAAUCCACUGACUGUGGCCUGCAAAGCUUUCUUUGGAUUCAGUGGAGAAUCAGGCCCCAUGAUCUACUGGAUGAAAGGGGAAAAAUUCAUAGAAGAACUAGAAGGUCACAUUAGAGAAGGCGAAGUCAGACUCCUCAGAGAACAUCUUGGAGAAAAAGAAGUUGAGUUGACAUUGAUCUUUGAUGCUGUAGAGGAGGCAGACCUGGCUAACUACACAUGUCACGUGGAGAACAGAAAUGGACGGAAACACGCCAGUGUUCUUCUGCGCAAAAAAGAUUUGAUCUACAAAAUAGAACUUGCUGGAGGACUGGGAGCCAUUCUUCUUCUGCUUAUUUUGCUCGUGACCAUCUAUAAGUGCUACAACAUAGAGUUAAUGCUGUUCUACAGACAGAACUUUGGAGGAGAUGAAGCAGCUGAUGACAACAAAGAAUAUGAUGCUUAUCUUUCAUACACCAAAGUGGAUCCCGAUGCGUUAGAUCGUGAUAAUAAUGAAGAGGAGCAGUUUGCACUUGAAAUUCUGCCAGAUGUUCUAGAAAAGCACUAUGGAUAUAAGCUCUUCAUUCCAGAUAGGGACCUGAUCCCUAGUGGAACCUACAUUGAAGAUCUCACAAGAUGUGUUGAGCAAAGCAGAAGACUCAUUAUCGUGUUAACUCCAGACUAUGUUCUCAGGAGAGGAUGGAGUAUUUUUGAGAUGGAAAACAGACUCCAUAACAUGCUAGUCAGUGGAGAAAUCAAAGUUAUUUUGAUUGAGUGUACUGAAUUAAAAGGGAAGGUGAAUUAUCACGAAGUGGAAUCAUUAAAGCACACCAUCAAACUUCUCUCAGUGGUCAAGUGGAAAGGACCAAAAAGCAGCAAACUGAAUUCUAAGUUUUGGAAGCGCCUAGUCUUUGAAAUGCCAGGGAAGAAAAAGGAGGUGGUGUCUCGGCAUCAGGUCCUGGAUUCUGCAGAGCAGGGCCUCUUUGGAGACCUCCAGACUGUGCCCUCUCUUGCCGUCACGGGCACCUCUGCCACGCUGGUGGAGUCGCGGGCGGGUUUGGGCGAUUUCCAGCAGGCAGACUCUGUGCACAUGAGGCACUACUGCCGCGGCUACGAGUACGACGUGUCUGCGGCCACGCUGCCCAUGGCCUCCGUCAGCAACCACCACACGUACUGUAACAUCCCCCUGACGCUCCUCAACGGACAGCUACCUCUCAACAACGCCGUCAAGGACCCCCAGGAGUUCCACAGGAACAGCCCCUUGCUACCUUUGUCAGCCAAGGAGCUCAGCUUCACCAGUGAUAUCUGGUAGAACAUCAGGGCUCUUUGGAGAUGCUUCAUGGCCACCAUGAAGAGAUGCCUGUAAAGAACUUUGCCCUACCCACAUGGGGUGAGAAAACCUACUCAAAGCAGCAGCACACUUGUUUGCUUUUCUACUUGAACUUUUUUGUUUACAUUUACAAAUUAUUGACGAAGGGGGCAUUCUUUUGUAACUCAGUAAUGUCCUUCCUGUCUUUUAAUGUACAGUUUUAUUGCUUCUUUAAAAAGGAGGGGGGAGAGAAAAAACGCAUCCCGUCACUUCACAGUAGGUUUACAAUCUGGGACGGAUAAAAGGUCACUGUGUACGAUCUCCAACAUCCAUACAUAUUUAAGUAACAGUAUUUGGAAUACACAGACGUUGUUGGGUUUUUCAUACAGACUACAGUACAAUUUGAAAUUCGAAUCAUGCUACAAAAAUUAGUAUCUCCUGCACAGAACACAAGGGGUGAAUCAUCUUGAAAAGGAAGGAGAAGGAAACCUUCCUGGUAACAUUGUCUUGCAAAUACUUCUUAGAAGAUGCCCAGCUGAAACAAUGCAGACGAAGCUUUAUCAAUAAAGUGCUUAGUAACAGAUACUACAAAAUAAAUCACCUGCUCCCAUCAGCAUCUCUUCAUUUUAUUAUUGAGGCAUGUUGUAUUCCUAGUCAGUGGUUAGCAAUGUGGUUUUAUUAAACAACUUACUAGAAUACUGGAAGAUGUUUAGGAGGAUUUUAAACAAUUUUUCUGUCAACUAUAGA
This is a messenger RNA of Vidua chalybeata, 3034 nucleotides long. It is a transcript of the gene IL1RAPL2, whose product is annotated as interleukin 1 receptor accessory protein like 2. The transcript is spliced from 11 exons. Lineage: Eukaryota; Metazoa; Chordata; Aves; Passeriformes; Viduidae. Gene Ontology annotation, biological process: signal transduction. Bases 230 to 2290 code for a protein of 686 amino acids. Gene Ontology annotation, molecular function: interleukin-1 receptor activity. The record is from RefSeq and is a predicted model, not a curated record.